Molecule: messenger RNA, 1260 nt
Organism: Cavia porcellus (domestic guinea pig)
Lineage: Eukaryota; Metazoa; Chordata; Mammalia; Rodentia; Caviidae
Product: putative speedy protein-like protein 3
Exons: 7
Coding region: 1-1260 (419 amino acids)
Biological process (GO): positive regulation of cyclin-dependent protein serine/threonine kinase activity
Molecular function (GO): protein kinase binding
Source: RefSeq, a predicted model, not a curated record
AUGGCCACAGAUGAACCACCCUUCCAGUCUGAGGAUUGCAGCACACUGCUCCUAUCUCCAGGAUAUGCCUUGCAGGUGGUCAUAUUUGACACAGAGACCCCAGAACAAUCAGUCCUAGGGGAAGCACCUAGCCUCCCACCUUGGGCCUGUUUACAGAAGAGGAAGAGAGACUGGUUCUCAGAGACUGAGGAAAAGCUGCAAGAGAAUCUGCUUGGUUUCUCUGAUGGAGGGCCUGGACUGGAGUCCUAUUUCAUGCCUCCCCCACCAGCCCAGAAGAAGCAGAAAGACAGUUCUGAUUCAGAGUCCCAAUCAGAGGCAGAGCAAGAGAAGGAUCAUCAGGGGGGCUCUGAUUCAGAUCUCAGGGGGAACCCCAACCUCCUACCUCGAUCUCCUAGCCACACAUGGAAGACGGAGUGGUCAUGGGAGUCGAAGGAGGAUGAGGAGGGGGGAGGACCCCGGUGCUGUGACUCAGCACCCAGGGUAGACAUGAGGCUCCCACCUCGCAAGAGGUGGAGACAGUAUGUGUCCUUGCUAGAUGAGGAGUCUUGGGAACAUCUAAACCCUGUGCCAUCUACACACACAGGUAUCUUGGAGAAGCCUUCUGGCCUCAAAAAGAAGAGGAAGAUGAAACACCUGUCCUCGGUGCUGCCUGAACACCAUGCAGCCUUCACCAGGCUGCUGUCGGAUCCCAUCAUCAGAAGAUUUCUGGCCUGGGACAUGAACCUCAGGGCUUCUGAUAAGUACCUCCUAGCCAUGGUCAUCGCCUAUUUUAGCUGCGCUGGACUCUUCCCCUGGCAGUACCAGAGAAUCCAUUUCUUCUUGGCACUUUAUCUGGCCAAUGACAUGGAAGAAGACAACAUGGUUGCAAAGCUGGACAUGUUCUUCUUCCUCUAUGGGAGGAACUUGGGCCAGAUUCCCAAGUUUCACAAGAUGCGCUCCAGUUUCAUCUGCUGCAUGGGCUGGGACCUGAGGGUGACAAGAGAGGAGUGUGAAGAGAUCCAAGCUUAUGAUCCUGGGCUCUGGGUGUGGAGGAGAGAUCGCACUUUCAUUCAUGAGGCCUUGGACCCUUGGGGAUAUUCACCUGAAGAAGUACACUGGAAAAUCACCACGUUUGUGGGGUCAUACAGCUUUGUGGUAGAUAACACCUCUGACAUGAAGAUUAAGAAAAGUUUCCUUGACUCCUUUUGUCAUGUGAAGAUCAUUUCUGCUAUGAACCCUGGAGGUACCCUGGAGUACCCUGGAGGUACAGAGAUCCGAUAG